AUGACGGAGAUAGUCGAAGGCGCGAAGGAGCGAGCGGAGGAGUUAGAAGCGCAGGUGAAGAGGCAAGGCGAGGCCAUGGCAUCUCUGAAGCGAGAGGUGGACGAAAUGAGGCGCGCGAUGGCGAAGGGGGCGCUGGAGACGAUGGGAGCGGCGGAGAACCACGACGCUGGCAGUGCCGCGGCAGGAAAGGCAGGAGAGGACGUGGACGGCCUUCCAGCACAACCGGCGCCGAAGGGCGAGGCGCUUAUGGCCCUGGUGGAGGCCAUGAUCGCGGCGCGGGUGAAGGACGAGGUUGAGUCGCAAGUGCAAGGAUUGAAGGAUCAGCUGGAGGCCGUGAUACGCGAGGCGAGGGACGCGGCGAGCGAGCUUAGCUCUUCCGCUGCCACUACUCGUUCUUCUACUUUCUCUUCGAGCUACGGCGCCACCGUCGCUAUGGCGGGCUAG
This is a messenger RNA of Closterium sp. Naga37s-1, 444 nucleotides long. The record is from the annotation of a GenBank genome assembly. Lineage: Eukaryota; Viridiplantae; Streptophyta; Zygnematophyceae; Desmidiales; Closteriaceae.